CCUCCUCCAGGGCGUCAGUGACGUGCAGCAGAUAGAAAGCGGGACCUGCCCUCCCGUCGCCAUUUUUCGGUCUCGUACUCGCACUUCUGGUGGCUCGGGUGAGGGGGGGGACCGAGCAGAGACAUAAUAAGGGGAAAGUAUCAAAAUAUAGAGUCGUUAACAAGGAAUGCACGCAUAACGGAGCUACAGCAGAAACGACCUGGCACACCUGAGAGAUGCACGCUGCUGCAGGAAGGAGCCGAGCUGUGAAAUCAUCAUUCUGUGUGUGAAGACGUGUUGCGGGGCCGCCAUUUUUUUAUUUUUUGUGUGCCGUGCUGCCUCUCAAAAGUCUGCUCGAGAGAAAAAAAAAGGGGAUUCAGAAAAACGCAUUUCCAUGACGCGUGCCUUAUCGUAAAAGAUCAAGGAAAUACAAAGUAAUCAUUUCGUUUUUCGACUCUGGCGACAAUGAUGAGGAUUUAUCAGAUAAAAAACUGAAGCCACCUUUUUUUUUUUUUCUUCACAAGUGACACUUGACUGGAGGAGAUACAUUAUUAGUAGAAGAAGAAGAAGAAGAGGAGCUUUUCUCAGAACGCGGAACGAAAAAGGGAAGCUUCAUUGAUACUUUGUUGCUUCUCGCAUUCUCUCUCUGUCGAUAAGUUGUUUCUAUUGUGGCCGCUCAGCCACUGACUGCUGAAACACAGGAACCACAUUAUGCUCCAAAGUUGGAUAAAACCAGUCGUGUUGUGUUUGUUUUCUGCUCUUUUUUAAAUCUUGCAGCAGUUUUGUGCAGAAAUAAUCCACCCUAACCCUGCAUCUUCCAAAAACCCUCCACUUUGCUGUGAUUGGCCCAUCCCAAACCACCACGCAUACAUACGUUUUUAACUUAUUGUCUAUCUCAUUUUUGUAGACUUGAUUAUUAACUUAUUAUUUUUUGGAAAUGUCAACUGCUCGGUUUGACUCGGCUGAUCGGUCCGCCUGGUAUUUUGGACCCGUGUCGCGACAAGAGGCACAGAAUAGGUUACAAGGACAGAGACAUGGCAUGUUUCUGGUUCGAGACUCGUCGACCUGCCCGGGCGACUACGUGCUGUCGGUGUCGGAGAACUCCAAAGUGUCGCACUAUAUCAUCAACUCUUUGCCCAGCAAGAGGUUCAAGAUCGGCGAUCAAGAGUUCGAGCACCUCCCUGCUCUGCUGGAGUUCUACAAAAUCCACUACCUGGAUACGACCACGCUGAUAGAGCCAGCACCCAGGUACCCAAGCACAGUGAGCGGUCCCAUCCAGCCCAUGGGCGGCCCAGACGAGAACCUGGAGUAUGUGCGGACUCUAUAUGACUUCACUGGCAGCGAUGCGGAGGACCUUCCCUUCAAGAAGGGGGAGAUCCUUAUCAUCCUGGAGAAGCCAGAGGAGCAGUGGUGGAGCGCCAAGAGUAAAGACGGACGCGUGGGGAUGAUCCCCGUGCCCUACGUGGAGAAAUUGGUACGACCUUCGCCUCAUCCCGGCCAGCCUUCCCUCGUAUCCCGCAACUCCAACAGCUACGGGAUCCCCGAGCCCUCCCACGCCCUCGUCCACGCCUACGCCCAACCCCAGACGCCGUCGCCGUUGCCCCCCAGCACGCCCGGAGCAGUCAUCACCCCUCUACCGUCCGUGCAGAACGGACCCGUCAUGGCGAAAGCCAUCCAGAAACGAGUGCCCUGCGCCUAUGACAAAACGGCUCUUGCUUUAGAGGUCGGCGACAUCGUGAAGGUCUCACGGAUGAACAUCAGCGGUCAGUGGGAGGGAGAGGUGAACGGACGACGGGGCCUCUUCCCAUUCACCCACGUCAAAAUCAUAGACCCCCAGAAUCCAGAUGAGAGUGACUGACCCAAGGGUUCGACUGGAACCCUCUCGCCAGUAUUGACCUGUACCGUAAUCUUGCUGGCCGUCUCCACCUUUUCCCCACCAGUGUCACCACGGUUACGUGCUUGCCUGCUUGGGGGCUGUACCAUGAUAGCGACCCCUCCGUUGUUGCCAACCGUUGCAAGGCUUUCGGACUGUUUACAGCUUUGGACAUUGGUUCCAAACUAAAAAAACCUGACCCCACUUCUCCCACAUCCCUUUUCCCCCAUGACUCGGUUCCAGGCUGGGCAGUGUUUUGUUUUUUGCAUUAGUGUCCUUUUCAUUUCCAGAUCACUGGGCAUCAGUGUGAGUGUGAAUGUGUGUGUAUGUAUACGUGUGUGUUCACAAUAGAUAUUUCCCCACAUUUCAUCACAACAUGUCUGUUUUUUUUUUUUUUUAUUUCUCUGAAUAUUUGUUAUGUUUGAAGUCUUGGGGACUUUAGAAAGUGUCGGUGCGUGUUUGUUUUGUCGAUUGUGAGGAUAUUUGUACGAAGUAGGGAACAGCAAUAUCCCUACGGACUUGGGAGAGCACUGAGGCAAUGAGGAGCUAACCAGCCAGUCAAAUGUUAUUUCUCCAAACAAUCAAGUCACUGUUGUACCUUAACCAUCUCACAAGCACACACACACACACAGGCGCGCGUAUUGGCCAUGAGUUAUUCAGGUUGACAGGUUUUUUUGAUGUGUAUGUGAUGUGUGACUGGAGUCAGGAUGGAUGGGUUUUGUGGAGGAUCUAGGGUUGUACUGUGACAUUAUAGAUUCCCAUCUGCUUCUUCAACCUGGCACAAGUCUGGCUGACAAGACUUAUUUAUCUUUUGUUAAUAAUAAGACAUGACACGGCCAUAUGUGAUUUCAUUUUUUUUUUUUUAUUAUUAUUUGUGCCACAUGAUCAACAAUAGUUUUUAUUUGUGACUUUGAGAAGAUGUAUGUUAGAGGGGUAACUUUGCAUGUCCAUUUCGGUACCUCUCCUUAACUGUCCUUCACAUAAUUUUGAACUAAAAAAGGACAUUGCUUAGAGAUUAGCAGGGUUUUUUUAGUGACAACCACACCAAGCACUAUAUUAUAUAUUUCAACUUUCCGCAUAGAAGUGCCAUGCUUUGAACAGGAUUCCAAAAGGCAAGUAGCAACGGCAGUAAGCCCUGGCCAGCACUUCCCACAAGCAUCUGACUACAAGGCUAGCUGAAAAAAACCCACAUUGUCACAGUGUGGGCUGCGAGGACUGAAGGCUUUCCACUGAAGUGAGAAUCUCCACUUUCAGUGGCAUAGGUCAGGGAAGGAGGAAAUGUUUCAGCAAGCCAAUCCCAUCAUUUUUUUUUAUUUUUUUUUUCAGAGAGUAAGAUAAAUGCAUUCUCUCAUGCGCAUGCAAUCCCCUCUCUCUACCCUUAUGUUUUUAAUGCCAUGUUAACUCCUGUCAAUUUUAGGAUUUCAACCAGCUUCAUUCCUUGAAUAUUUGGUCUGUGCACACUUUUUUUUUUGUCUCUUUAUGCAAAACAGACUCUUAUCAGAGUAGUGGAAAGCGUCUUUGUUCCUACUGUGCUGCAAACCAAUUUGACCAGUAGGCAAAUUAAACAAGUUGCGCGAACAAGUGCGACCUUUACAUUUCUGCUGUAAAAAAACCCCGAACCAUUUCAACCCCCCUUCGUCUCUCCGCCUAGUGCUUUCCGUUUAAAAUUCAACGCUCAGCUGUUCACUCAGUAAUAUUGUGCAGCUUUUAAUUGUAUCCCAAUUUUGUUUUUCUUUUUUUUUAUUUUGUCAGCUAUUAAAUCAAGCAUUUUUUUUGUUAAAAAUGAGUGAUGUUAUUAAACAAAAGUACCUACGGUGACAUUUACAAAAAGGGAAAAAUGCCUGCUGGUUGCCUCUGUGCAUGACCUCUUGGCCAGGUAGAUGGUUCUGCCCGGCCAAAUGCUGCUUAAUGUCAUUUAUGUCCUUAUUAUUAAAUACAGGUUUCUCUUAUUUUGAUCCCUCCUGGUCUGUGCAAACAAACCAGUGUUGGGUUUUUCCUCAUCAAACUUAAUGAAAUCUACUAAUUAAGCAAUACACCCUGAUUAUUUCCUUUUCUUGAGGUGAACUUGCUUUUCUCAUGCUUCUGAUUUGUUUUGUAAUGGCAUUAACAGUAUUACUGUGCUCUCUUCAAAUAUUCUAGGAAAGCCUGUCUCUUACUUAAGAAUUGAAAAUUGUGCCUUUUAUUUUCUUAUACCAUUUACAUGUGUUAAUAUUUCCCAUGGUUAACACCUGUGCUGGUAUUGACCCUUUAUGUACAGAACAAGUAAAUAAAAUUUACGUCUACUUCUUUAA
Messenger RNA from Sebastes umbrosus (honeycomb rockfish), 4143 nucleotides. It is a transcript of the gene crkl, whose product is annotated as v-crk avian sarcoma virus CT10 oncogene homolog-like. Gene Ontology annotation, molecular function: protein binding. Gene Ontology annotation, biological process: positive regulation of ERK1 and ERK2 cascade. The record is from RefSeq and is a predicted model, not a curated record. The transcript is spliced from 3 exons. The coding region runs from base 917 to 1837 and encodes 306 amino acids. NCBI's taxonomy places the organism in Eukaryota, Metazoa, Chordata, Actinopteri, Perciformes, Sebastidae.